Molecule: messenger RNA, 753 nt
Organism: Gastrolobium bilobum
Lineage: Eukaryota; Viridiplantae; Streptophyta; Magnoliopsida; Fabales; Fabaceae
Product: dehydration-responsive element-binding protein 1B-like
Exons: 1
Coding region: 1-753 (250 amino acids)
Biological process (GO): regulation of DNA-templated transcription
Molecular function (GO): DNA-binding transcription factor activity; DNA binding
Source: RefSeq, a predicted model, not a curated record
AUGGACUUUGGAAAUGAAUCUCCUUAUUAUUCAUCUUCACCAUCUUCCACUUCUUCUCAAAGCCAAUCACCAAGCACACCAUGCAACCCCAAUUCUCCAUCAGAUUCAUUAUUGCAUGCACAUGCACAGGCAUUGUCAAGCUCUCACAAGAGGAAAACAGGAAGAAAGAAGUUCCGGGAGACAAGACACCCGAUUUAUAGGGGUGUCCGGCAAAGAAACGGAAACAAAUGGGUGUGUGAAGUAAGGGAACCAAACAAGAAGUCAAGGAUAUGGCUUGGGACUUACCCUACGCCAGAAAUGGCAGCUAGGGCACAUGAUGUGGCUGCCCUGGCACUUAAGGGCAGUUCAGCCGUUUUUAAUUUCCCUCAUUUAGCUUCUCUUAUUCCAGUUGUAAAGUCAACUUCAGCAGCAGAUAUAAGAGAAGCUGCAAAGGCUUUUACACUAACCAACCCUUCAUCCUCUACAAACAAUUUAUGGAUCAACACAAACCCUUGUUUGGUGGAAUUAGGUAAGAGCCAAGAAAGGGUACUAGUUGAUGAUAAUAUUUUUAAAAACACAUGUACACAAGAGAAGAUUAUGAAUAAUGAUGAUGAGUCCAAAUCAAUGUUCAUUGAUGAGGAAGCAUUGUAUAAUAUGCCAGGUUUGCUAGAUAGUAUGGCAGAGGGUCUUCUUAUUACGCCACCGUCCAUGAAGAAAACAUUGGAUUGGGACGAUGUUGAUUGCGAAAUAGACUUGACUCUUUGGACAGAUUAA